This is a messenger RNA of Labrus mixtus (cuckoo wrasse), 2873 nucleotides long. Its product is annotated as inositol hexakisphosphate kinase 2-like. Lineage: Eukaryota; Metazoa; Chordata; Actinopteri; Labriformes; Labridae. Gene Ontology annotation, cellular component: nucleus; cytoplasm. Gene Ontology annotation, molecular function: inositol hexakisphosphate kinase activity. The transcript is spliced from 5 exons. Gene Ontology annotation, biological process: phosphatidylinositol phosphate biosynthetic process; inositol phosphate biosynthetic process. The record is from RefSeq and is a predicted model, not a curated record. Bases 385 to 1779 code for a protein of 464 amino acids.
AAGCUCUGUCGUCAGUUUCGGUAACAGCAAGAAGACGGUGGAGAGGACGUGGCUUGUCAACGUUUAAAGCAGCUUUAGGGCUGUGGAAAUAGCCUAUUGUUACACUUUUAAACACUGGGACUAUCAAGCCAAACGAGGGAUAUAUUAUAAUUCGCCCUCCUACACGGAAAAGAAGAGGAAUAAGAUAUUUUUGUUCGCCGUCUGUGGCCUUCCUGUACAGCCCUUUGUUUUUUUUCAGUGCUGUCCUCGAGCAGACGACCAGUAGCGCCCCCGUGCGACCCAACGGGAAAGAGGUCGAGGAUAGGGAGCCCGACGAGCGGCCGAGCUUCUAGCCUCCUGAGCGACGUGGGGCCCCAAAGGUCAUUUGUCCGAUGCGGAGUGAGGAUGAGUCCCGCUCUGGAAGCCCUCAUGCAGGCGGACGGGUCUCCAUAUCCCGGAAAAGGGGUGAUGCUUGAGCCCUUCGUGCACCAGGUGGGAGGCCAUUCCUGUGUGCUACGAUUUGGGGAACAAACAAUCUGCAAGCCCCUCAUCCCCCGGGAGCACCAGUUCUACAAGAGUCUCCCUCCAGAGAUGCGAAAGUUCACACCUCAGUUUAAAGGUGUGGUUUCAGUCAGUUUUGAAGAGGAUGAGGAAGGGAACCUGUGCCUCAUUGCCUACCCCCUCCACAGUGAGUUGGGGGACCUAGAAAACAAAGACCCUUCAGCAGACUGUGAGCCCAAGAGCAAGAUGCUUAAGUGGAGCAAGAAGAAGCAAUCCACUUUGCUUCUGGAAAAUGACAACUACAGUAAAGAGAGAACUCGACACAGUCGCAAAGAAGACAAGAUCAUAAACUACAACCGGGAUGAGACGCAGCAGCAGCAGCAGGCAGAGGUCCUCUACUUCAGCCUGGAGAAAGGCAAUGUGGUGCCACAGAUCAAACACAACCCCUGGAGCCUAAAAUGUCACCAGCAGCACCUGCAGAGGAUGAAGGAUAAUGCAAAGCACCGUAAUCAAUACAAAUUUAUCCUUUUGGAGAACCUGACAUGGCGCUACACAUUACCAUGUGUCUUGGACUUGAAAAUGGGCACUCGCCAACAUGGGGAUGAUGCAACAGAGGAGAAGAAAGCCCAUCAGAUACGCAAGUGUCAGCAGAGCACAUCCGCCUCUAUUGGAGUUCGAGUUUGUGGCAUGCAGGUUUACCAGUCAGAUUCAGGCCAGCUGAUGUUCAUGAAUAAGUACCACGGGCGUAAGCUGACCCUUGCCGGCUUUAAGGAGGCCCUGUACCAGUUUUUCCACGACGGACGCCGCCUGCGUCGAGAGCUAUUGUCGCCAGUGCUCCGCAGACUCCGGGAAAUGAAAGCUGCCCUGGAGGCCUGUGAGUCCUACCGAUUCUACUCCAGUUCCCUGCUCAUCAUCUACGACGGUGAUCCUCCCAGGACCCCCACUAGACCAAGACACCGGUGUGGGGAAGAAGGUGAUGAGGAUGAGCCCUCUGAUGAUGAAGAAGAAGAAGAGGAGGAGGAAGAAGGUGCCUAUGGUUUCCCACAUUCCAACUCAACAGGGGGCAGCGGCAGUGUGGCUGCAGGAAGUAGCAACAGCAGCAGUGGGCGCUCAUCUAACAGCACAGGAGAGUUGAGCAGCCCAACCGUGGAUGUUCGCAUGAUUGACUUUGCUCACACAACCUGUCGGCACUAUGGAGAAGACAGCGUUGUGCACGAAGGACAGGACAGUGGCUUCAUCUUUGGCCUCCAGAACCUAAUCACCAUCAUUUCUCAGCUUGAGGAUCACAGCACUGACUGAGGCUGAAACGGAACCAACCUGGUCUAAAUUUAGCAUGGGAAUAGCUCUGUGGCUGAAACCCUGCUUACCCUACGUGUUACCUACAUAGGGGUCUGAGCCUCCUCUGCUUGGAGGGAACCCCAGACACCUCGGGAUCUGAGGGGGAGAGUCUGUGUGGUGGUUACCUCUCUCUCCCUCACCUGCAAGAGGACAGGGCUGUUAGGGCCCUUACUUGCACUUUCCUCUUUUUUGGUUAUACAUGGUAGGCGAUAUUUGGGAGGUGGCGGUCUUUCUAAAAACACAGGGACUCCCGUAGUAUCAUAGUACUUACCCCCCUCCCCGUUCUGCUUUGGUACAGAGAAGUUUCAUUGUUAAGUUCUCUCUGAGAGAGAAAGAGCGAGGCAGAGAUCAUUGAAGCUCCAGUGUAGUUCUAGGAAACUGACGUGGUGCUUUACCUGUGACAUGAAAUAUGUUUUUUUUAAACUUUCUAUUUGGAUGAAGUUUGGACUUACUAUCCCCCCAAAGUACAGCACAUUAUUGAGGGGAAGUUGAUUGUACAAGCUGACCUUGGCUGGCUGGGUCGGCAGCCUUGUAGCAUUGGCAACUUAAGAUUCGGAGAAAGACAUUUUGUGUUUAUAUGAAUGUCUCUGAAGAUCUCGCAAAAAACAUGUUUUCUCAACUGGGCGUUCUGAUUUUUUAUAGUAAAACAAGAACAUUUAGGUUUAGAAGAAGGGAUUUGCCUACUCUCAACAGUCGCCCUCUCCUGUACCCUUUUGCCUAAUAACAGAAGACUUUUUUUCAAAUGGUAUAAUAUCCUUGUUUGUCACCUGUGUUUUUGUCUGACUUUUUCCUCUUUAUUCCUUAAACUUUGACUAAACAAAGAGAAUAUAUUGAUUUAAAACACUAGCUAUAAGACUUUAAAGAGACUAUUUAUUUGAAAGGAUUGUUGAAAUUAAAAAAACAAGUGGAAACAGCUACAUUCCAUAUUACCACUCUAAAUGUUCUGUUCUAAUACUGACUUUGAUUUAUUUUAUUAUUGCAGGAGCUGAUACCUCUCUUGUGUACUGUGCGUUAACAGUGUCUUGGAAAAUAAAGGCAUUCAUUUGUGGUAAAAA